Messenger RNA from Cygnus atratus (black swan), 5540 nucleotides. It is a transcript of the gene MCTP2, whose product is annotated as multiple C2 and transmembrane domain containing 2. Gene Ontology annotation, molecular function: calcium ion binding. The coding region runs from base 49 to 2781 and encodes 910 amino acids. The record is from RefSeq and is a predicted model, not a curated record. Gene Ontology annotation, biological process: regulation of neurotransmitter secretion. Gene Ontology annotation, cellular component: synaptic vesicle membrane. The transcript has 23 exons. Lineage: Eukaryota; Metazoa; Chordata; Aves; Anseriformes; Anatidae.
GACGGGGACAGCGACACGUGCCGCCGCGGGGGGACGGAGCGGCGAGAGAUGGCUGUGCCCGGCUGGCAGUCACCCCCAGAAUCGCUGAUGCUGUUUUGUACCAGAGGCAUUGCUGAGGUCCCGUGUGCAGCAAUGGACUUGGAUAAGCCAUCCGUCUGGGGAUCCCUGAAGCAGAGAACAAGGCCGUUCCUGCAAAACUUAAGCGUGAGGAAGACGAAGAAGAGAUCCAGCAAGAUGGUGGUGAGCAAGGUCCGCUCGCUGGACCGGCGCCUCAGCGUGUCGGUGCCUGACAUGCUGGAGGUGGAGACUAUCGCAGAAGAAGAAACGACAUAUUCGAGCACUCAGGUGCUGUCAGGAGACUCCCCCAGCAACCUCCCCAGGCCUGUGGCAUCUCUGAAAAGCAGAAGCGCGUCGGUGAGGCCGGUGGGAGGGGACUGGCCAUGGCUGCGGCAGUCGACUGCGCGCAUGGAGGGGGCCGUGGCCUGCUUGGAUGCACAUGUGGCAGGAGGCCCCACACCUGAGGGGAAGCGGCUGUCCAGUGAUGACCUCCUUGAGCUGCUGCAGAGAGCCCGACUGAGCAAUGACCUGGCGGACGAGAUGAUGGAGGGCUCUUGUGGAGGAAUAGAUUUAGACUCUUCCAUAUCGUCUCAAUUUUUUGAUGAUCAGAUGGCUGUAGAAGAAGGAAGCGAUUGUUUGAACGACUUGCCUAGCCCCUUUGCUUACCUCCUGACCAUCCACCUGAAAGAAGGCCGGAACCUGGUUAUCAGAGAUCGCUGUGGUACAAGUGACCCAUAUGUGAAAUUUAAAUUGAAUGGGAAAACUCUAUACAAAAGUAAGGUAGUCUACAAGAACCUAAACCCAGUUUGGGAUGAGACUGUAGUGCUGCCCGUACAGACCCUCGAUCAAAAACUCUGGAUCAAGGUGUAUGAUCGAGACUUAACCUCUUCUGACUUCAUGGGUUCGGCAUUUGUAGCACUCACUGAACUUGAACUCAAUAGAACUACUGAACAGGUUUUAAAAUUGGAAGAUCCCAACAGUUUAGAAGAUGACAUGGGAGUGAUUGUAUUAAACUUGAGUCUAGCAGUAAAGCAAGGAGACUUCAAGAGAAAUAAUAGAUGGUCAAAUCGGAAGAAACGAUCUUCAUCCAAGUCGAGUUUCAUGCGGAGUAUGCGACUCUCUGACUCUUUGCGCAAGAACCAGUUGUGGAAUGGGCUGGUCACCAUCACGCUCUUGGAAGGGAAGAACAUCCCCGGUGGGGGCUUGACAGAGGUUUUUAUUCUCCUGAAACUGGGAGAUCAAAGAUACAAGAGUAAGACACUGUGUAAGAGUGCAAAUCCUCAGUGGAGGGAACAGUUUGAUUUUCACUACUUCUCUGACAGGAAGGAUAUGUUGGACAUUGAGGUCUGGAGAAAGGAUAACAAAAAGCAUGAGGAGCUUUUGGGAACGUGCAAAGUUGAUGUUACUGCCCUGCCAAUAAAGCAGACAAAUUGCUUAGAGCUGCCUCUGGAAAAACAUCCGGGGUCCCUGCUAAUGCUGAUUGCUGUUGCUCCAUGUACGGGAGUGUCCAUCUCUGAUCUCUGUGUCUGCCCUUUGGGAGACCCCAGUGAAAGGAAGCAGAUUUCACAGCGCUACUGUAUAAAGAACUCCUUUCGGGACAUAAAGGAUGUUGGCUUCUUACAAGUUAAAGUGUUAAAGGCAGUUGACCUGUUGGCAGCAGAUUUUGCAGGUAAAAGUGAUCCUUUCUGUGUAUUGGAGCUGGGAAAUGACAGUCUUCAAACGCACACUGUUUACAAGAACCUCAACCCAGAGUGGAACAAAGUUUUCACAUUCCCUAUUAAAGAUAUUCAUGAUGUUCUGGAAGUGACAGUAUUUGAUGAAGAUGGAGAUAAACCCCCUGAUUUUCUUGGAAAAGUUGCCAUCCCUUUGCUGUCUAUCAGAAACGGUAAACAAAGUUGUUACACGCUGAAGAAUAAAGACUUGGAACGUGCUUCAAAAGGAGUAAUUUACUUGGAGCUGGAUGUCCUAUUUAAUCCUGUAAAAGCAAGUAUUAGAACAUUCAAGCCCCGAGAAAAGCGUUUCACUGAAGAGAACUGCAAAUUUUCUAAGAAGAUCUUAUCGAGAAAUGUUGAUCGUGUGAAAAAAAUCACUAUGGCAAUAUGGAAUACAAUACAAUUCCUUCAGAGCUGCUUUCUCUGGGAGUCCACAGUAAAGAGCAUGAUAGCAUUUGUGGUAUUUGUGGUCACCGUGUGGAGCAUGGAACUGUACAUGGUGCCCCUGGCUCUGCUGGUGCUCUUUGCAUACAACUUCUCCCUCGUCAGAACAGGGAAGGUCAACAACACCCAAGAUGCCCAGGAUCUUAUGGGCUUGGAUGAAGAUGACGAUGAAGAUGAUAAGGAAUCAGAGAAAAAAGGAUUAAUUGAAAGAAUCCACAUGGUCCAAAAGGUCAUCAUAGCUGUUCAAAGCAUCCUAGAAGAAAUCGCAUCAUUUGGAGAGAGGAUUAAAAACACAUUCAACUGGACGGUGCCUUUCCUCUCUGUUCUGGCCUGCCUGGUCCUUGCAGCAGCAACGGUUAUUUUGUACUUUAUACCACUGAGGUACAUUAUUUUAAUCUGGGGCAUAAAUAAAUUUACUAAGAAGCUUAGAAAUCCCUAUGCCAUCGAUAAUAAUGAGCUACUAGAUUUCCUCUCCAGGGUACCAUCUGAUGUUCAAAAGGUGCAGCAUGCUGAAUUGAAACCAUACAGCAGCUCCAGUCCCAUUAGGAAGAAACGGAGUGCGCUAUAGGAUGCAGUGAGAUUUUGGAAUGCAGCAUCUCCCUCCGUACUUCCCACAUGUGCUCACACGCUUCCCCCCUUCUCCUCUUCUUGGUUCGGAACAACACUGUAAUCACUGCACAGACUUUUUUUCAUGGAAGACGUGGCUUUUGAUGAACACCUAUCUUGAGUUGUCUUUAUGGGCUGCCUUUUAGGCACUGAGAUGUAGCCCCAAAAGUGCAGGAUGGGAACAUAUGAAUUAGUUCAUAGGGUGGAGAAGAGUGUGGGAGGGAAUAUUGCCACUGCGUUCCCUCUUUUUUUUUUUUUUUUUGUCUUUGAUGGCAGAGGCAAGGCUGGAUGUGGUAGCACUCCCUGUUUUAUGUAGGAAGAAAUAAUUCUGUUUAGUGUAGCAGAUCAGCUGAGCUGAUGUGAGGAGAUGCUCUGAACCAGUUUUUAACAUAUCCAACAGAUUUACAUUAAGAUAUGAAAGCUAUUCUUUUCUGAGUUAAUUCACUGUGCCUAGAAAGGUUUAAGCUCUGAAUUAACAAGUCUUUGAUAUCCAUCUUCUGUUCAAGCAGUGUACAUUUUAAAAAGUUUUUUAUCAUAAUUAGCAGAAAGAGUGAGGAGCUCCAGUAGUAUCUCAGUAUUUCAUCCAGCACUUGUGGGUUUUUCCUUUUUGUUUUUCCUUUUUUUUUUUUUUUUUUUUCCUCCAAGAAGAAAAGUCAACCCUAAGCUUAACUCUUUGGACACUGGAUUCAUCGGAGAUCCAUUGCUGGCAAUGGAUGCAUGAGAACCUUCUGCCGUGAAAGGAUUAAAAGACCUCAGAAAAGCCUAACUCACUGACCUGAAAAGACUCUGUUGACUUGCCUUUUAUAAUUCCAUCUUAACGGAUAUUUUCAGCAUAGCUCUUGUUUUUCUGUCUAAAUCCAGAGGGGUCAACACUACAGCUACAAGAGAAAAACACUUUUAUAGCCUUAAAGAAACAAGUUCUUGUGCAGAAAAAGUGCAUGGUGCCCGAAGAUGUGGUUGUGCAAUAGUGGGCAGGCUUUGUUCCACCACUAAUUCUCGUUGGAGUCCUUCCUGGUAAUCCACAAGAAAAGGAUCAGAAAGUGAAACUCUACGGGGAAUGAACAAUUGAAGAGACAGGAAAAAGGACAGAGUCUUCUCUUCUGAGGAGAAUGUGAUUUCUUGCUUACUGAUCUUUUAGCUGUUACGUUUUUGCUUUAUAGAAAUGAUAUAAUCAGCAUUAUUCAAAUCGUUUGACUGAGGACACUGUUGCAGAAUGAUGUGUAAACCUGCUCAGUUUUAUUGAUAAUGUAGCCCUUGUUCUUUCAGGUGCUGUAGGACAUGGUGGGAUUGACUUGCCUCCAUGAGUCAUUGGUAGCACGACAGCUGGAGCUUGGUUCUUACUAUUCGCAGGCAGGAGUUUCCACCAGCAUCCUCUGGCGUGGUUCAUAGUACAAAGAAAUAGGGAAUCCUGGGAGACAGGUUACUUUUUAACAAAAUAAGACUUUGGAAGUCUUUACCUAAUUAAAGGUAAAACACGUAAAGCCUUGUUUAUGGAUUGGUGAUCCAAAUGGAGUCACACUGUUCAGUAAUGGAAUCUUGUGGGCCUGUUGCAUGAAUCUGGGGGAGAAGAACUAACACCGGAGUAUCUUCCACUGGAUUAUUAACCAGAUUCAGUGAGUUUUCAAAAAGUUUAUUUUUCAAAGUAACAAGUUCCCCUGUGUCUUUGAAUUAGGAGAGGCAUAUUUUCAUAGACUUGAUUUAGAAUAGAAUAGUUCAGUUGGAAGGGGCCUACAAAGAUAGUCAAGUCUAACUGCCUGACCACUUCAGGGCCUACCAAAAAUUAAAACAUGUUACUGAGGGCAUUAUCCAAAUGCUUCUUGAGCACUGACAGGCAUGGGACAUCAAACACCUCUCUAGGAAGCCUGUUCCAGCAUUUGACUAACCUCAUGGUAAAGAAAAUUUUCCUAAUAUCCAGUCUGAACCUUCCCCGGUGCAGAUUUGUGCCAUUCCCGCUCGUCCUAUCUUUGGCUACCAAGGAGAACAGAUCAGUGCCUCCCUUUGAUAAAGAACGUGUUUUGCUCAUGUAAAGCUGUGUGCAGCUGCAUGUGAAAAGAUAGGGAAAAGAUUAUCCCAGUUUAAAAUGCUACAAAAACACCUCUUUGUGUGUGCGUGUGCUUGUGUACCCAUGCAUGUACAUAGUUGUAUAUAAAGAAGAGUACAUGUAUAAUGUAUUUAUAGGUGAGUGUGUGGGGAAAAAUGGGUGAAUACACAGAUUUUAAAACCUUGAAAAUGUUUAUGAAAAAUACCAAAGAUUCAAAAGCUUAUCUUGUGUCUGUUCUUCUUCAUUUUAUUUCUUUCCCGGCAUGUCUCUCUGGCUGAGCCAGAUCUCUGCAUGAUUUGAUUUACUUCAAGUUAAUGAAGUCAGUUGGAAAGAGCCUUGUAGAAAUUAUAAAAUCUCCAGUAAAUCUCCUUCUUGUACAUACAAUAGAUGUCCAUGGACCCCUUUGGUUAAACCAGUUUCUCAGUCUUCUGUAUAAACAAUGCCUCAUUGUCUCGCUUUAGACUAUCAUUCAGUUUAUCAUCCUGUAGUCUUUGUUAUUUUGUAAGUACCAAAGUCAGACAUAUUUAAGCAGGCAUGUGAGAUCUGAUCAUUGAUCUGAGUGAAAACAUUCAACUGCGGAAACAUUGUUUAUUUAUUCAGAAGUUAAGACUGAUAUUUUAAUAGUGUUAUAUUUUUUUCUAUGGAUUUUUCCACAUUGAACUGAUUUCUGUUCAGCAGAC